Messenger RNA from Manis pentadactyla (Chinese pangolin), 2324 nucleotides. Its product is annotated as sodium-dependent noradrenaline transporter. The transcript has 15 exons. Gene Ontology annotation, cellular component: presynaptic membrane; plasma membrane; neuron projection. The record is from RefSeq and is a predicted model, not a curated record. Gene Ontology annotation, molecular function: norepinephrine:sodium symporter activity; neurotransmitter:sodium symporter activity; dopamine:sodium symporter activity. Lineage: Eukaryota; Metazoa; Chordata; Mammalia; Pholidota; Manidae. Gene Ontology annotation, biological process: sodium ion transmembrane transport; dopamine uptake involved in synaptic transmission. Bases 309 to 2162 code for a protein of 617 amino acids.
GGGCCCGGCGCUGGGUUAAUGCAAUCGGCGCGUUACCUGGGGCGCAGGCUACAUUACCAGCCCGGCCCCCGCCCCGAGCGGCAGAACCAGCCAGCCCGCGCCCGCCGGCCGCCCCGCGCCUCCAGCGCUCCUCCCGCAGCACCCGAGCGCCACGCGGCGGAGCCCAGCCCCAACCCGCGCCCCACAGCGGCCGGAGGCGAGGCGGGUCCCGGACAGGCCGGGCACCAGGCACCCACGAUCCCGUCGCUGCCCAACACUGCCUCGGCCAACUCCCGGUACCGUUGACGUCCCUCUCUCCUGCCGCACCCAUGCUUCUGGCGCGGAUGAACCCGCAGGUGCAGCCGGAGAACAGCGGGGAGGACCCCGGUCCCGAGCUGUCCCUGUCGGCGCGCAAAGGAGCUGAACUGUUGGUGGUAAAAGAGCGCAACGGCGUCCAGUGCCUCCUGGCGUCCCGCAGCGGCGAUGAGCGCCCCCGGGAGACCUGGGGCAAGAAGAUAGACUUUCUGCUGUCUGUGGUGGGCUUCGCGGUGGACUUGGCCAAUGUGUGGCGCUUCCCCUACCUCUGCUACAAGAACGGCGGCGGUGCCUUCCUGAUCCCAUACACACUGUUCCUUGUCAUCGCGGGAAUGCCCUUGUUCUACAUGGAGCUGGCUCUGGGCCAGUACAACCGCGAAGGGGCUGCCACGGUGUGGAAGAUCUGCCCAUUCUUCAAAGGAGUUGGCUAUGCUGUGAUCCUCAUUGCCAUCUACGUUGGCUUCUACUACAACGUCAUCAUCGCCUGGUCACUCUACUACCUCUUCUCCUCCUUCACCUUCAACCUGCCUUGGACUGACUGUGGCCAUGCCUGGAACAGCCUGAACUGCACCGACCCCAAGCUCCUCAACGGCUCUGUGCUGGGCAACCACACCAAGUACUCCAAGUACAAGUUCACCCCAGCAGCAGAGUUUUACGAGCGUGGCGUCCUGCACCUGCAUGAGAGCAGCGGGAUCCAUGACGUCGGCCUGCCCCAGUGGCAGCUCUUACUCUGUCUGAUGGUCGUCGUCAUCAUCCUGUUUUUUAGCCUCUGGAAAGGAGUGAAGACAUCUGGAAAGGUUGUGUGGAUCACGGCCACGCUGCCUUACCUCGUGCUGUUUGUGCUCCUGGUCCACGGCGUCACACUGCCCGGCGCCUCCAACGGCAUCAACGCCUACCUGCACAUCGACUUCUACCGCCUGAAAGAGGCCACGGUAUGGAUUGAUGCUGCAACUCAGAUUUUUUUUUCCUUGGGUGCUGGAUUUGGAGUCUUGAUUGCAUUUGCCAGUUACAACAAAUUUGACAACAACUGCUACAGGGAUGCCCUGCUCACCAGCACCAUCAACUGUGUCACCAGCUUCAUCUCGGGGUUCGCCAUCUUCUCCAUCCUCGGCUACAUGGCCCAUGAGCACAAAGUCAACAUUGAGGACGUUGCCACUGAAGGAGCUGGCCUAGUCUUCAUCCUGUACCCAGAAGCCAUUUCCACCCUGUCGGGAUCCACAUUCUGGGCUAUUGUGUUCUUCAUCAUGCUCCUGGCUCUAGGAAUUGACAGCUCAAUGGGAGGCAUGGAGGCGGUCAUCACAGGCCUGGCCGACGACUUCCAGGUCCUGAAGCGACACAGGAAGCUCUUCACCUUUGGAGUUACCUUUGGAACUUUCCUUCUGGCCCUAUUUUGCAUAACCAAGGGUGGGAUAUACGUGCUGACCCUGCUGGACACAUUUGCCGCGGGGACCUCCAUUCUUUUUGCUGUGCUCAUGGAAGCCAUUGGAGUGUCCUGGUUUUAUGGUGUGGACAGGUUCAGCAAUGACAUCCAGCAGAUGAUGGGGUUCAAGCCGGGCCUGUACUGGAGACUGUGCUGGAAGUUUGUCAGCCCUGCCUUCCUCCUGUUUGUGGUGGUGGUCAGCGUCAUCAGCUUCAAGCCGCUCACCUAUGAUGACUACAUCUUCCCACUGUGGGCCAACUGGGUGGGCUGGGGCAUCGCGCUCUCCUCCAUGGCCCUGGUGCCCAUCUACACCACCUACAAGUUCCUCAGCACGCGGGGCUCCAUUCGGGAGAGACUGGCCUAUGGCAUCACGCCGGAGAGUGAGCAUCACCUGGUGGCCCAGAGGGAUGUCAGGCAGUUCCAGCUGCAGCACUGGUUGGCCCUCUGAACCUGACCCCCAGGAGGGACCCUGCUGUGCCGAUGUCCAGGUCAAGUCACCACCACCCUGGACGCUGUCCUGGGAUUCCUCUCCUGGAGGCGUUCUUUCCUACCCUUCUUCCUCUUGUCCCAGUUACAAAUGCUGUGCUCCGGUUUUCAUUCACCUUCUGUU